Molecule: messenger RNA, 497 nt
Organism: Acaulospora colombiana
Lineage: Eukaryota; Fungi; Glomeromycota; Glomeromycetes; Diversisporales; Acaulosporaceae
Source: the annotation of a GenBank genome assembly
UCGGAAUCCUCGGACGCCUACUGGUUGACGUGGACGAAGAAAAUGAGGAUGAGGAGCCGAGCCGGGCUCGGUCCGCUGGUGGUGUCCCUUCUAGUAGGAUUGAAGAGAAAAAAGAGGGCUACCAAGAUUUGUUGGAGGACCUGAUCCGGGAAGGGGUGGUGGGAAUGGUAGAGACGGUAGUGAAGGAUGCCCUGCAGCGAGGGGCAGAGGGGUACCCUGUUGUGGAGAGACCCAUAGCUGAGGAACUCGACAGGCGGCAUAUCCCUAGACCACGUUUUUCUGGCGAUCCCCAUCCAACCCUAGCCCACCGACCCUCCCCACCACCGUGGAGUCUGUUUUCAGGACCACGCCCGACCUCGAGGCACACAUCGAGGCAAACUUCAACAGGCCCGUUCCUCCACGCCCCUUCCGACAUGUUUCUUUGCAAAAUGGAGAUAGCACAAGAUACCGAAGGGCUGAGGCUCGAAAAAGGACUGCAGCCCUUGAGCACGCCAUAG